AUGAUUAUUACAGGUGAUGAUUCCGUGGCUAUUUCUGAUGUCCAAUGUUAUCUUCAUCAACACUUUGAGAUGAAGGAUUUGGGACCUCUUAGCUAUUUUCUAGGUCUUGAAGUUUCUUAUACUUCUAAUGGCUACUAUUUAUCUCAAGCUAAAUAUGCUGCUGAUUUACUCUCAAGGGUUGGUAUAACAGAUUCUAGUACUACAUCUACACCAUUGGACACAAAUGUUAAAUUAACACCUUUUGAUGGCACACCCCUGGCUGAUCCCACAUUAUACAGGCAACUGGUUGGUAGCCUUGUUUAUCUUACGGUAACUCGCCCGGAUAUUGCUUAUGUUGUUCACGUAGUAAGUCAGUUUAUGGUUGCUCCUCGUACAAUUCACUUUACUACUGUGUUCCGCAUCUUACGAUAUGUCAAAGGUACUCUUGUGCAUGGUCUUCAUUUCUCUGCGCACUCCUCAUUAACCUUAUCUGCCUACUCUGAUGCUGAUUGGGCUGGAGACCCUACUGAUCGUUGUUCAACGACUGGCUAUUGUUUCUUCUUGAGUGACUCACUUAUUUCAUGGCGAAGUAAAAAGCAAACAGCCACCUCUCGGUCUAGCACUGAAUCUGAAUAUCGAGCACUUGCCGAUGCUACUUCUGAAUUGAUUUGUCUUAGAUGGCUACUUGAAGAUAUGGGUAUUAAACAAUCCUCGCCUACUGUUCUUCACUGUGAUAAUCGAAGUGCAAUUCAAAUUGCUCAUAAUGAUGUGUUUCAUGAACGAACCAAACACAUUGAGACGGAUUGUCAUUUUGUUCGCCAACAUAUUAAACAUGGCACCGUGCAGCUUACUCCUGUUUCAUCUGAAGAUCAAUCAACAUAUAUUUUUACUAAAGCUCAUCUCCCUGGACGAUUUCAGUUUUUACUACGCAAACUCAAGUUGGCUUCUAUUAUCCCACCUUGA
Messenger RNA from Ipomoea nil (Japanese morning glory), 942 nucleotides. RefSeq lists its product as uncharacterized. The record is from RefSeq and is a predicted model, not a curated record. The transcript has a single exon. Lineage: Eukaryota; Viridiplantae; Streptophyta; Magnoliopsida; Solanales; Convolvulaceae. Bases 1 to 942 code for a protein of 313 amino acids.